Molecule: messenger RNA, 527 nt
Organism: Ceraceosorus bombacis
Lineage: Eukaryota; Fungi; Basidiomycota; Exobasidiomycetes; Ceraceosorales; Ceraceosoraceae
Source: the annotation of a GenBank genome assembly
CGAGGAUUCUCCGAGUGGUCGCCCAUUCGCGAUGCUGGGUGGGCUAUGAAUCAAUCUACCCAAGUGAAGCACCUAUCGCACGGUGAUGCUCUGCUCAUUGCAAAGUCCGCUGUCACCAAUUGCCAAACCUUUUUUUUUCGAACUCUUUAGGCACAAGACUUACAACCGUGCAAAAGACUCGCACACCAAGCCUGUAGCAAGAAUGACACGCGAAUGCUGCUGCCCUUUGUCAGAUCAGCCCUCGAUCGGCGGUACGAGCAAGAGAAGCCUUUUUUUCCGAUUGUGUCGGCGCUGUUCCACGACUUUCUACCGAUCGGCUCAAUGUGACGCGCAUUCCACCAAGUCUGCAAAUCAACAAGAGGUCUACAUGUCGAUCAGCAGCCGAUUUCAUGUACCGUGGUCCUUCACUUUCAACACAAAUCAGGAGACUUUCAUUCCCCAGCUUGCUUUCAGCGUCAUUGUAGCUGCCCACUCGAGGCCACAUCCAUGUAUCACCAAUCCGAAGUGUCAAUUAGCAUAGAAUGAGA